Molecule: messenger RNA, 1539 nt
Organism: Pestalotiopsis fici W106-1
Lineage: Eukaryota; Fungi; Ascomycota; Sordariomycetes; Amphisphaeriales; Sporocadaceae
Exons: 5
Coding region: 1-1539 (512 amino acids)
Biological process (GO): G protein-coupled receptor signaling pathway
Cellular component (GO): cytoplasm
Molecular function (GO): guanyl-nucleotide exchange factor activity; G-protein alpha-subunit binding
Source: RefSeq, a predicted model, not a curated record
AUGCCUGCACAGAUUUGUCGCCAAAGACCACAUGGUCUCAAGCGAUUGUUCACAUCUUCGUCUUUGGGUUCUUUAGGUCCAAAUUCUCCAAGUAGCCCGAUUCACUUCUUUGAUAGGCCCAGUGAAUACCAGAAGGAAAUGGCACAAAGUAUGGGCACCUUGACUGGGCCAGCCAAGCUGGCCGCAGUAACCGAGCUCAUCGACAAACUGAACAAGGAUCUCGAGACUGUCAGUCUUCUCCCACAUCAACGUGAUGCGGCCUUGGAGGAGCUCAAAAUCUAUGGGAGAGAUCCAAGGAACGCCGAGCCCAUUUUCACCAAGACUGGCAUAGAAACUUUAGCUAGACAUGCGUUCAACAGCCCCUCGAGCACAACAUCGAGAAACGCUCUCCGAUGUCUGUGUAAUGCCUUGUUACUGAAGGCAGAAACACGGCAAAUCUUCAUUGACCUGAAAUUUGAGGCAAAGGCUUGCCUCAAGUUGAAGAAUGACAAUCGAGACGAUGAGUUCCUCGUUUCGAGGAUUCUCUUUCUUACCACGUAUGCCAAGGCUAAUCUACAAGAUCUGAUCGACCAACACCACAUUGCCGAAAGCAUUAUCAAGAAUCUGGAACGACACGCCAAACAUGCCGCAAGCGGAGCGGCGCCUACUGAUCCCAUGGAAGCCAUGGCUUUGAUUGAAACUUUGAAGCUUCUUUUCAACAUCACACACUAUUGCAGAGACAAGACUUCUUCAUUUACUCAGGCCAUCCCCCCUAUCGUCACUCUCCUCUGCACCGGAACAUACUCAAACACUCGACCAAAGCCCCUCGAUGCACCCGUGGUGAACCUGAUCAAUGCUCUCUUGAAUCUCGACCUCGGUUCCCCAGACAUUCACAGUUCACUGUACCCUGCUGCCGAGCCCAGACAGUUUUCGGAUCGUCUCAUCGACCUUCUCAAGUCAUCAAGUAAGGCUUACAAUGAUGAGGAGCUCGAGAACAAUGUUACUGCCUUGAUUGGCGUCAUUCGAGGUAUUCACGAAUAUGCUCCAGGCGAAGUCAAGACGGCAAUCAGAGUAGCAUUGCUACCCACGGCAGACGAUCGCAAGGAAGUCCUAGGUCGCGGUACUACGAUUGCGUCGUGGCUAUUACGCAACUCGACCAACCCGCUCACGCCGCAGCUCCGAGAGGCAAUUUCGGAGCUUCUGUUUGACAUGUCGGACAAGGACGCCACAACAUUUGUGGACAACGUCGGCUUUGGAUUCGCCUCUGGGUUUUUAUACAACAGAGGGCUUCCGGUUCCCAACAGUGCACAGGAGGCCUUUGCGGACGCCGAAGGGGAGGCUCAACCUGUCAACCCCGUCACGGGCCAGUUCCUCAACUCAGAACAAGCCCCAAAUGUCCCAGAGAUGACUGAUGCGGAGAAGGAGCGAGAAGCUGAACGACUAUAUGUACUGUUCGAAAGAUUGAGAGCAAACGGCAUUAUUUCUGCAGAGAAUCCAGUCCGGGUCGCCCAGCAGUCAGGACGCUUCGAGGAAUUGUCAGACGACGAUGAGCUCGACUAG